Messenger RNA from Odocoileus virginianus texanus, 907 nucleotides. NCBI's taxonomy places the organism in Eukaryota, Metazoa, Chordata, Mammalia, Artiodactyla, Cervidae. The record is from RefSeq and is a predicted model, not a curated record.
AUGGAGCGGCAGGAACAGGGACACUCGGAGCUGCUGACAGGCAGCUCCCCCUCAGGGCGGCCUGCGAUAAAGGAGAGGAAGCGGUGCAUCAUGGCGCACUGGCUGAACAUGGUCCUGAAGAAGAAGCUUGUGCCGCCCCAUCAGGUCCUGUACUUUCCACUGGCCUUCCUGCUGGGGGACAAGCCGUGCUCCCAGCAUAUUAUCUCCAUGACUGGGUUCGUCAACAGUGACAGGGACGACCUUAAGCUAAUGGUGUACCUGGCAGAGUGGCUGGAGGAGUGCUUCAAGUGCCAGAAGUUCAUCGACAAGCAGAACUACCUUCUCCGAGAUGCAGAGGCCGAAGUGCUUUUCUCCUUCAGUUUGGAGGAGUCCUUGAGGAGGGCCCACGUUUCUCCGCUUUUCAAGGCGAAAUACUUUUACAUCACUCCUGGGAUCUGCCCAAGUCUAUCAGCCAUGAAAGCGAUUGUGAAAUGUGCAGGAGGCGAAGUUUUGUCUAAAGAACCAUCUAUCAGGAAACUCAUGGAACAUAAACAGGAUAAGAGUUCGUCAGAAAUAAUUUUAAUAGCCUGUGAAAAUGACCUUCACUUGUGUCAAGAGUAUUCUGCCAGAGGAAUAGAUGUUCACAAUGCAGAGUUUGUUCUCACUGGUGUGCUCACUCAGACACUGGACUAUGAGUCAUAUAAAUUUAACUGAUGCACCUGGGCUGGUGCCAGGAGCAGUGUGGGCUUGCCCUCGGCCCUACUCCCUCAGAUGCCCUUGUUUUUCAGCUACUUUCUUUGAGACAAGCGUUUUUAUGCAGGAAGACAAAUAUAUUAAAUAUGUUGCAUCUUAUUAAGAUGUGUAAUAUUAUUCUGAGGAAACAUAAAUCAUAUUUUGUAUUAUAUGACUUUUAAGAGCGCACAUUGGU